ACAGACACAGACACACACACGUGGUGGUAGAGUUCAUUGGCAGGCGCCAGCGUGAAACCUCACCUCUCUUUUCCACUGAUCACCACUGUACCCAGUAGCUCUUAAAAUGGCCGCUUUUCACACAAUAUUAACAUAAUUUAAACAAAUAUAUCCCUUUGCAAGAACAAAUAUUGGGAAUGAUCUGUAUUUCUGCAUGAAUUUGUCUGAAAAAAGUUAUUAGAUCUUCAUAAAAGUAUCAACCAGAGUCGGCCCAAGGCAUAAGCACCUGCAUAGGAGCCUGCGGCCACUAGGGGGCCCAGGAGCCAUGACUGAGUAUUGAGAGAGUAACGUAAAAAAUACAUGAUAAAAUCUGAUUGGACAAAAUAAUGUAACAUCCGCAUACUUCUACUGGGGCUUUCUUGUGGAAAGUUUCCCACCAGGUCAUCAGAGGGAUUUUUCCCGUUUCGACAAUGAGGCGCUCUAAAACAACCACACCGCGACAACGAGGCGUUCUAAAACGCCACGCCAGCCCGAAGCCCCUGUCAACAUGCUGGCUGUCAAGUCAGACUUUUAACACGCCCAAAAAAAUUCCAGCCUCCUGGCGUUUCUGCCUUCCUCACUGUGAUGUGCAUGCACUCAAGGCCGACAACGAGGCUCUCUAAGCAGCCACGCCAGUGGACUGACUGUACAGAAGGAAGAUGCAUUUUCGGGGUUUAGGCAAAGCUAGCUAACGGCGCUCCGGAUAACACUGCUGGUCCGAAUGAAUCUUCUCGAGUUGUCAUACGUAUAACGGCGAAGAAGCGGACUCAUGCCGGACUCCAAAGUGCGUCACUCUGCACCGUUUUAGUCACGCCCCCGCCAAAAAGAAUGAAACGGUGAAAAGCAGUUUAACAUUAUAUCGCUGCAAUUCAGUACUACAUAGUUGUACACAUUUUCAGCAAUUAUCUACAAACAUGUUUAAUGUCUUUAGAAACAAAUCUCUGAAUUCACUUUCCAGGCUUGUAAUUGUCGGCGAGUGCUUCCGAUGGGUUUUGGGCCUCGUGGCCCUGAUGGCUCACGACUGGUAAAGAGCAGGUGGAAGUAAGGGGGUCUGAGUGGUUACUGAGUAACUGCGAGGAAGCGGUGCAGAAGAGAAGGCGUGUGUGUGUAUGUGUGUGUGUGUGUGUCGGGUUUGGGGGGGGGGGGCGUAAUUAUGGUGUCGCAUGUCACUAGCAGAGAAGAGUUAAUGAUGCACCGGCCGCUCAGCAGGAAGCAGCUCCAACGCUCUCUUGCGUCUCACCUCAGCGACCGACCGGGGUGUCGCACCAUGGGGUACGCGACCCGAUGGCGGGCGCCGCAGUGAAGGAAAAAGGGGGCGCGUGCCCGGCCUUGCUGGCGGCCCCCUGCAAGGACCUGCUGAGGAGCUUCCCUCACAGCAAGCGGGUGGGCUCCUACCUGGUGGGCAAGAUGAUCAACAAGGGAUCCUUCGCCAAGGUGAUGGAGGGCCUCCACCUCGCCACCGGGGAGAAGGUUGCCAUUAAGGUGAUUGACAAGAAGAAAGCGCGUCAGGACUCUUACGUGCAAAAGAACAUGAAGCGAGAACCUCACAUCCAUCAGAUGCUACGACACCCAAACGUCGUCGUCCUGCUGGAGACCCUGGAGACGGAGAACAGCUACUACAUGGUGAUGGAGUUGUGUGGCGGCGGCGACCUGAUGGAGCGAAUCUGCGACAGGAAGCGCCUGCCGGAGAAGGAAGUCCGAAGAUACGCACGACAGAUUCUGUCGGCGGUGGCGCACCUCCACCAGCGUGGCGUCGUGCACAGAGAUUUGAAGAUUGAGAACUUCCUGCUGGACGAGCACAACAACAUCAAGAUCGUGGACUUCGGCCUGAGCAACACGCUGAGGUCGGAGUCGUUGCCUCCGGAGCUGCUCAGCACCCAGUGCGGAAGCCCCGCCUACGCCGCCCCCGAGCUCCUCGCCCACAGGAAGUACGGACCCAAAGUGGACAUGUGGUCCGUAGGCGUGAGCGUGUUCGCCAUGCUGACGGGCACGCUGCCGUUCACCGUGGAGCCCUUCAACAUCAAGCAUCUGCACCACAAGAUGGUGGACGCCGACAUCGCACACAUACCGAGUGACAUCAGCAAAGGUGCGGUGACGUUCGUGCUGUCCCUGCUGGAAGCCGACCCCGACGAGAGACCCGGCGCCCGAGCCGCCAUGGAGGGGCCCUGGAUCAACGAGGGCUACGCCGAGAGGCCGCUACGCUCGCUCUCGCGCGACAACAUGGCGUCGAGUCGGGGCCAGCAAAAGCCUUCUAUGCCGAGCGCCGAAGACGCGGACGCCUCGGUGCUGGCGUACAUGACGGACACGCUGGGCUUCUCGGCCGCGGAGGUCGCGCGCACGCUCGCCCGCAACCGGCCCUCCGCCGUCAUGGCCACCUACCACUUGCUGCUUGCCAAGAUCAAGAGGAGCCGCCGAUGCGCCGAGAGCGACCGCGCCAUGGUUAAAAAGGUGGCAAGCAGACGUGCCAAGGCAAGCAGACAAACGGCAGAGCGGCGGCACGAUGGGACCGGAGCCCAGCAGCCGUCACGACGAGAUGAUGAUGAUGAUGACAAUGGAGCGCCGUCUUCCUUCCUCCCCCCUCUCAGACCCUCAUCACCACCGGAAGCCCCUGAUGAAGGCGCCGCCGCCAGCUCGUACACCACGGAGGCUCUGACGCUUCCUGACGUGUUGGGAACAAAUGGCCAAGUGGUCCAUCUUUCUCCUCCCAAAACCACUGCAUCGCACCUGUGUGACUCCGCCCCUUGCCACGCCCCCUCACUCGCCAAUCCAAUGGGAGACGGCGGCGUCUCGAGGCCGGCGCGGCAGCUCAUCGGGAGCACACGGUCGGACGGCGGCGGGCGUCCGCCGGAGGCCGUCCUGAGGUUCGCUGUGCCGCAGAAGUGCGCCGCUUCUCCCAGAAUGCACCUGGAGACCACGCAGAGAGCUCCGCCCACCACGCUGCCACACCUACGCGGCCGGGGGCUAAAUGACGGACGAGGCAGGAAGGUUUCGUGGGUCCGCCUGACCCCAUCGGGUCCCUCUGGACUCCAAGUGAGCGGGUCCAAAACUCCCGCCUUCGCCUCGCAGAAACACGCUGUGGGGACGAAGAGCGGCAAGGCGGCGGGAACCAAGAGGAACUCUGUUACCCAGCUCCGCUCGACUCCACGACGACGGAUGACGGAGCUCAGUCUGCCGCUACUUCCGGACAGGAAGCUGCCGAGCAUGGAGUACUGACGCGGGAAUUCUCACACGCAAAAGGCA
Molecule: messenger RNA, 3258 nt
Organism: Phyllopteryx taeniolatus (common seadragon)
Lineage: Eukaryota; Metazoa; Chordata; Actinopteri; Syngnathiformes; Syngnathidae
Product: hormonally up-regulated neu tumor-associated kinase
Exons: 10
Coding region: 1303-3231 (642 amino acids)
Biological process (GO): intracellular signal transduction; protein phosphorylation
Cellular component (GO): cytoplasm
Molecular function (GO): ATP binding; protein serine/threonine kinase activity
Source: RefSeq, a predicted model, not a curated record